Ochotona princeps (American pika) is the source of this 3525-nucleotide messenger RNA. RefSeq names its product lysine demethylase 4A (gene KDM4A). Lineage: Eukaryota; Metazoa; Chordata; Mammalia; Lagomorpha; Ochotonidae. The transcript has 22 exons. Gene Ontology annotation, molecular function: histone H3K36 demethylase activity; histone H3K9 demethylase activity. The record is from RefSeq and is a predicted model, not a curated record. The coding region runs from base 218 to 3412 and encodes 1064 amino acids. Gene Ontology annotation, biological process: chromatin remodeling. Gene Ontology annotation, cellular component: nucleus.
UGCUGGUGAACAGCCGCCGGCCGUGUGGAGCGGUCAAGUCCCCGGCCUAGCUCUGGGGCUGUCGCUUGCAUCAUCGAAGUUCAUCACGGCCAUCGUGCGGGGCAGGGGGCUGGGGUCCCCAUUUUGCCCGCGGAGCUCCUGAGGGCUGGUACACGUGCACGGGCAAGGUCACGGCGCAGAUUUCUGGUUGGCUGAAGUGAUUUACAAAGGAGCGAACAUGGCUUCUGAGUCAGAAAUCCUGAAUCCCAGUGCCCGGAUCAUGACGUUUUAUCCAACCAUGGAAGAGUUCCGGAACUUCAGUCGCUACAUCGCCUAUAUUGAAUCGCAAGGUGCUCACCGGGCUGGGCUAGCCAAGGUUGUUCCUCCAAAGGAGUGGAAGCCGCGCACCUCAUAUGAUGACAUAGAUGAUCUGGUCAUCCCUGCCCCCAUCCAGCAGCUGGUGACAGGGCAGUCUGGUCUCUUCACUCAGUACAACAUCCAGAAGAAAGCCAUGACCGUCCGCGAGUUCCGCAAGAUUGCCAACAGCGACAAGUACUGUACCCCACGCUACAGUGAAUUUGAAGAGCUUGAGCGGAAAUACUGGAAGAAUCUCACAUUCAAUCCUCCCAUUUAUGGUGCCGAUGUGAACGGUACUCUCUACGAAAAGCAUGUUGAUGAGUGGAAUAUUGGCCGGCUGAAAACGAUCCUGGACUUGGUGGAAAAGGAGAGCGGGAUCACUAUUGAGGGGGUGAAUACCCCAUACCUGUACUUCGGCAUGUGGAAGACGUCCUUUGCAUGGCACACCGAAGACAUGGACUUGUACAGUAUCAACUACCUGCACUUUGGAGAACCCAAGUCCUGGUACUCUGUCCCACCUGAACAUGGAAAGCGACUGGAACGCCUUGCCAAAGGUUUUUUUCCUGGAAGUGCUCAAAGCUGUGAAGCUUUUCUCCGCCAUAAGAUGACCCUGAUCUCCCCUCUGAUGCUGAAGAAGUACGGCAUUCCUUUUGACAAGGUGACUCAAGAAGCUGGAGAGUUUAUGAUCACCUUCCCUUACGGCUACCACGCUGGCUUUAACCAUGGCUUCAACUGCGCUGAGUCCACCAAUUUUGCGACCCGUCGGUGGAUUGAGUACGGCAAGCAAGCUGUGCUGUGCUCCUGCCGAAAGGAUAUGGUGAAGAUCUCCAUGGAUGUGUUCGUGAGGAAGUUCCAGCCAGAAAGGUAUAAACUCUGGAAGGCUGGGAAGGACAGCACCGUCAUCGACCACACUCUGCCCACGCCAGAGGCAGCUGAGUUUCUCAAGGAGAGUGACGUGCCCCCACGAGCUGGGCAGCAGGAGUGCCUGGAGGAGGACAUGGACACACUGGAGGAUGGAGAGGAAGGAGACCUGAAGAGGAGCCUGGCCAAGCACCGCAUAGGGACCAAGCGGCAUCGAGUUUGUCUUGAAAUACCCCAGGAGGUGAGUCAGAGCGAGCUCUUCCCCAAGGAGGAGCUGAGCUCCGGCCAGUACGAGAUGACGGAGUGCCAGGCUGCCCUCGCCCCCGUGAGGCCCACCCACAGCUCUGUGCGGCAGGUGGAGGAUGGGCUGACCUUCCCAGAUUACUCGGACUCCACUGAUGUCAAAUUUGAAGAGCUCAAAAACGUGAAGCUGGAGGAGGAAGAUGAGGAGGAGGAACAAGAAGCAGCAGCCUUGGACCUGUCGGUGAAUCAUCCUGCUUCCUUAGGGGCCCGCCUGGUCUUCUCGGGUUCCAUGAAGAAGCCGUCUUCCAGCCUGGGCUCCGGCUCUUCACAGGACUCCAUUUCUUCUGAUUCCGAGACCAGUGAGCUGCUCUCCUGCCAAUUGCAAGGGCAGACAGGCGUUCUCACUGUGCACAGCUCUACCAAGGGAGAAGGCAACAUCACUGUGGGAGAGCCAUGUGCGAGGAAGAAAGGCGGCACCACUCGGACAUUCAGCGAGCGGGAGUUGGCAGAGGUUGCAGAUGAAUACAUGUUCUCCCUGGAGGAGAGUAAGAAGCCCAAGGGUCGCCGCCAGCCGUUGAGCAAGCUGCCUCGACACCACCCGCUUGUGUUGCAGGAGUGUGUCAGUGACGAUGAGCCCUCUGAACAGCUGACCCCUGAGGAAGAGGCUGAGGAGACAGAGGCCUGGGCCAAGCCCCUGAGCCAGUUGUGGCAGAACCGGCCUCCCAACUUCGAGGCUGAAAAGGAGUUCAACGAGACUAUGGCCCUGCAGGCCCCUCACUGCGCUGUGUGCAUGAUCUUCCAGACCUACCACCAGGUAGAGUUUGGAGGCCUUACUCAGAACUGUGUGAGUGCACCUGAUGAAGCCCUGCAGAAGCAGAGGACCAAGCCAUUGAUUCCAGAAAUGUGCUUCACUUCCACGGGCUGCAGCACGGACAUCAACCUUUCUACCCCUUACCUGGAGAAGGACGGCACCAGUCUCCUGGUUUCCUGCAGCAAGUGCAGUGUCCGGGUCCAUGCCAGUUGCUAUGGGGUACCCCCUGCGAAAGCCUCUCAAGAGUGGAUGUGUUCCCGGUGUUCAGCCAAUGCCCUGGAGGAGAACUGCUGUUUAUGCUCCCUUCGUGGAGGUGCCCUGCAGAGAGCCAAUGAUGACAGGUGGGUCCACGUCUCAUGUGCUGUGGCAAUUCUGGAAGCGAGGUUUGUGAACAUUUCAGAAAGAAGUCCUGUGGAUGUGAGCAAAAUCCCUCUGUCGCGCUUCAAACUGAAAUGUGUCUUCUGUAAGAAGCGGAGGAAAAGAGCCGCUGGCUGCUGUGUGCAGUGUUCGCAUGGUCGUUGCCCAACUGCCUUCCAUGUAAGCUGUGCCCAGGCUGCUGGUGUCAUGAUGCAGCCCGAUGACUGGCCUUUCGUUGUCUUCAUUACCUGUUUUCGGCACAAGAUUCCAAAUUUGGAGCGUGCCAAGGGGGCCCUGCAGAGCAUCACUGCAGGACAGAAGGUCAUCAGCAAGCAUAAGAACGGGCGCUUCUACCAGUGUGAGGUGGUCAGGCUCACCACCGAGACUUUCUACGAAGUCAACUUUGAUGAUGGCUCCUUCAGCGACAACCUUUAUCCUGAGGACAUAGUGAGCCAGGACUGUCUCCAGUUGGGUCCUCCUGCUGAGGGGGAAGUGGUCCAAGUGAGAUGGACAGAUGGCCAAGUCUAUGGAGCUAAGUUUGUGACCUCCCACCCCAUCCAGAUGUAUCAGGUGGAGUUUGAAGAUGGCUCCCAGCUUGUGGUCAAGAGAGAUGACGUGUACACGCUGGAUGAAGAGCUUCCCAAGAGAGUCAAGUCUAGACUGUCUGUGGCCUCCGAUAUGCGAUUCAACGAGAUUUUCACAGAGAAAGAGGUAAAGCAAGAGAAGAAGCGGCAACGGGUUAUCAACUCCAGGUACCGGGAAGAUUAUAUUGAGCCUGCGCUAUACCGAGCCAUCAUGGAGUAGAUGCUCCUAAGGGUCCAGAGAUUCCCAGCCGUGGAGGCAAGAGCACUCAGGGGCCAAUGCACAGCAGACACUUGGGACUCGGAAGGCUCUGCGAGUGAAGUUGUAAAAAGAAA